Molecule: messenger RNA, 1302 nt
Organism: Aspergillus clavatus NRRL 1
Lineage: Eukaryota; Fungi; Ascomycota; Eurotiomycetes; Eurotiales; Aspergillaceae
Product: L-threonylcarbamoyladenylate synthase
Exons: 1
Coding region: 1-1302 (433 amino acids)
Biological process (GO): regulation of translational fidelity
Cellular component (GO): cytoplasm
Molecular function (GO): tRNA binding; double-stranded RNA binding; nucleotidyltransferase activity
Source: RefSeq, a predicted model, not a curated record
AUGUCACCACGGGAGACGCGCAUCUCGUCUGUCCGACGAUUGAACAGAGAAGGCCCGGGAGACCGAUCGCUCGCACAGUGGUGGGCUGACGAAUGCAGCCGCAAGACUCCCGAAGCGUCAGCGAUCGAAGAGGCGGCGCAGCUCCUCCAGACGAGUGAUAUCCCUGUUGCGUUUCCGACCGAGACGGUGUACGGGCUGGGUGCAGAUGCCACACGGAGCGCUGCGGUACAGGGUAUCUACAAGGCCAAGCAACGGCCGUCAGACAACCCGUUGAUCGUCCAUGUGGAUUCGCUGGAGAUGCUGGAGCGCUUGCUCAACCCUGCGCCGAUGAGUCCUACGCGCGCAAUGAAAACUGCGAGGCACUCGAUCCCCGCCAUCUACCGACCGUUGAUCGAGCGCUUCUGGCCUGGUCCGUUGACGAUCCUUCUGCCGAAUCCGUCCGGAUCGCUGCUCGCCGACGAAGUUACUGCGAAUCUGACGACGUUUGGAGUCCGGGUGCCUGCGUCGCCGUUGGCGCGCUUGUUGAUCCAUGUUGCGGAUAGGCCACUGGCUGCUCCUUCGGCUAAUGCGUCUACGAAGCCUUCCCCGACUGCAGCGGAGCACGUCUACCACGACCUUCAAGGCCGAAUCGAGCUGAUACUUGAUGGCGGAUUAUGCGGGGUGGGGGUGGAGAGCACUGUCGUCGAUGGGCUGAGUAACCCUCCUGCCGUGCUCAGACCCGGGGGAGUAGGAAUUGAAGAGAUACGGGCGGUUCCUGGAUGGGAGAAUGUGCAGGUUGCGUACCAAGACGGCACGCUCGAUGUCAAGGAAAUCCCUCGAGCGCCCGGGAUGAAGUAUCGUCAUUAUUCACCCAAGGCGCGAGUGGUGUUAUUCGAUGCGGGCUCUCACGAGGAAUAUGUUGCGAAAUACAUCCUUAAGGAUCUGGAAGAUACAGCUGUUGGAGUGCACAUGAUCGGUGUUGUACGAACGCGGCAAUGGAAGCGAGGCCUGGGUUUGGUCUCGGAAGAGAACAUCCAGAAGACCCUGAAACCUAUCCCGUCCCUGGCAAAUGACCUGGUGGGCUUUUCAGUACCUGUGAAGGACAGAGUGAAGAACCGUGAGAUCACCAAAGAGGCAUUUGACUGCUGCCUCGGUGACAGCAUGGAAUCCAUUGCCCGUGGGCUUUUCUCGGCCUUGCGGGCUAUGGAUGAGAUGGAAGUGGAUGUUAUUUACGUUGAGGGUGUCUCGGAUUCACAGGGCGACCUGGCUGCCGCCGUCAUGAACCGGCUCAGAAAAGCUGCUGGGACUGAACUCACAGUAUAA